Molecule: messenger RNA, 1863 nt
Organism: Leishmania braziliensis MHOM/BR/75/M2904
Lineage: Eukaryota; Euglenozoa; Kinetoplastea; Trypanosomatida; Trypanosomatidae
Product: putative tuzin
Exons: 1
Coding region: 1-1863 (620 amino acids)
Source: RefSeq, a predicted model, not a curated record
AUGCGGUCUGUGCUGUUGCGCUCCAACGCGAGCCUCCGCUGCACUUGUACAGCGACGCGCCGCAUUGCUUGGGCGCAAAAUGGCGGUUCGCGCAUCACUGCUCGUGUUAUGCUCUCCAACGCGGCGCGCCAGGUAUCGACAGCCUCACUGGACAAGAGCUGUGCGGAUGCCGCUGCGCCGCUGCAGCUGAGUCCCCUCACACGCGGCAUGGCGGUGCGUGCUUUCUUCGAGAAGAGCGGCAGCGCCACUGCGGCGCCCAUCGCAGGCGGCGUCGUCAAGGCCAGGAUCGCUGGAUCGACCUACGCCGUUCACCUGCAGCACCUCUUUCUCUCGCCGAUUGUCGAGGUUGGGUCUCGCGUCUACGUUGAGCACGGCCGGGACGAGGAGUGCGUCGGAGCCGUGGUGGGUGGCGUCGUGGUGCGUGUCAACGGCAACGGAACGUAUGGGGUGUUGCUCGAUAACAACAGGCUCGACACGGCUGUUCCCGCAGAGAUGGUGGUGCUGUCGGAGGCCCGCGUCAAGCUUGUGAGUGGCGCCGAGUACGGCGAGGUGGUGGCGUGGCUACGCACGGCUGGAGUGGCGCGACGAGCGCACCAGGAGAGCAUUGCGUGCGUCCUCUAUCAGCGCGGGUGGCGCGUGGAUCGGCUUUACUUACUGACGACCUCUGAGAUGCACUGCAUGACGCACAUACCCCGAGCGGUGCGCAUGUGCGUGUUGGAUAAGUCGGAGUGGCAGCGAGACCACCAUCGGCAGAUGCGGGGGCUGCUUAGGGAGCGGGUCAAAGAGCGGGACUUCCGCUACACGCUUACCAAGUACAGCGGUGUGGUAAGCGCGUCCAUGGCACUCCUCGGUAUUGCCUUCGCGUUUGGGUGGAACAUGACGACCUAUCGCACGCAGCAGCGCGCGCAUCAGCUGACGGUCGCCGUCAGGACGCUCACGCAGCCGCUGAAUCUCGACCAGAGCGCCCUACAGGCGGCUCCGUUGAUGGUGCGGCAAGGCGCGUCGCGCGACCGAGAGGAGAGUGCGGUUCGGCGGGUGCUGCAUCGGCUCGAUGCGGCGCACCCCCGCAUCCCUGUCUUCACGAGACCCCACGGGUGCGGCAAGAGCACAGUGUCGCGCAGCGCCGUGCUGAAGGAGGGCGUGCCGCACGUGUGCGUCGACGUCCGCGCCACGGAGGACACGCUGCGCAGCGUUGUCAAGGCGCUGGGCGUGGGCAGCGUGGACGUGUGUGGCGACCUGCUGGAUUUUGUGGAGGAGGCGUGCCGGAUGGCCCGCGCUGCGAGGGGCGAGACGCCGCUGCUCUUACUGCGGCUGCGCGAGGGCAGCAGCUUGCAGCGGGUGUACAGGGACGUGGCCGCGCUGGCGUUCGACCGCCGUGUGUGCCAUGUUGUGAUGGAGGUGCCCGCUGAGGCGCUCAGCAUGGCAAGCGCUGGGCUGCCGCGGCUGGACCUCUGCGUCAUUCCCGCGUUCAGCCGCGAGGAGGCCUUCGCCCACACGCAGCGCGCCAUCGACCCCGUCAGCCUCAGCCACUUCGUGGACGUCGUUGGGACGAGCAGCAGCGACGUGGACGAGCUGAUUGCCGCUGUGCGUCAGCGCCGCGCGUCAGCGGCGCAGUAUACGAAUGCGAGGCUGCUGAAGGCCAUGCGGCAGCUGCAGGCGACGUGCGCCAGCCGCCCGGAGCUACGUGCGGCGCUGCAGCAGCUCUCCGCUUGCCCCUACGACGCCGGGCAGCACAGCGGCGUGGACGCGGCGGCGCUGCACAGCACGGCGCUGGUGGACAUUGUGCUGUACGAUCCCGUAGCAGACGCGUGGCGUUUUCGCAGCAAGCUGUUUCACACCGCCUCGCGGUGCUGCUGGCUGUAG